Molecule: messenger RNA, 3406 nt
Organism: Gadus chalcogrammus (walleye pollock)
Lineage: Eukaryota; Metazoa; Chordata; Actinopteri; Gadiformes; Gadidae
Gene: slc25a17l
Product: solute carrier family 25 member 17-like
Exons: 9
Coding region: 197-1138 (313 amino acids)
Biological process (GO): mitochondrial ATP transmembrane transport; mitochondrial ADP transmembrane transport
Cellular component (GO): mitochondrial inner membrane; peroxisomal membrane
Molecular function (GO): FMN transmembrane transporter activity; coenzyme A transmembrane transporter activity; ATP:ADP antiporter activity
Source: RefSeq, a predicted model, not a curated record
GGACAGGGGAGGGUUACCACAGAAGGACUCGCCAGUUCUCACAGUCGGGAUACUUCAGAUCAUUCCAUUGUUUUGGUUUUGCUUAACUCAACACAAAGAGGGACCAUAUCAUAUAUCUACCUAGUUUUCAUAAAUUGCUCUGUACCCAUUUAUUUAUAUAUUGUUUGCUAUUUAUCCUAGUUUAGCAAGUGCAGAAAUGUCAAACACCGGUCCAUCUAGUAUCUUGUCCUACGAGACGCUCGUUCAUGCGGUAGCGGGGGCAGUGGGAAGCGUGACAGCAAUGAGCGUCUUCUUUCCUUUGGACACAGCCAGGCUUCGACUACAGGUUGAUGAAAAUCGAAAAUCGAAAUCAACCCCAGUCAUCCUGGCUGAGAUAGCAAAGGAGGAAGGCGUACUGUCUCUAUACAGGGGAUGGUUCCCAGUCAUCUCCAGUCUCUGCUGCUCCAACUUUGUCUACUUCUACACCUUCAACACUCUGAAGAAGCUGGCCAGUGCAGGCCCGGGGAGGCCAAGGCCGGCUACAGACCUGCUCAUGGGCGUUGUGUCAGGGGCAGUUAAUGUGAUCCUGACCACACCCAUGUGGGUGGUCAAUACGCGGCUGAAGCUACAGGGGGCGAAGUUCAGAAACGAGGACCUCCGCCAGACACACUACAAAGGAAUCUUCGAUGCCUUCUACCGAAUCGUAUCAGAAGAGGGCGUGGCCACCCUGUGGAACAGCAUGCUGCCAUCCCUCGUCCUGGUCUUCAACCCAGCUGUGCAAUUCAUGUUCUAUGAGGCCAUGAAGAGGAAGGCGGGCAAAGGGGGACGGGCGAUAACAUCGGCAGAAAUCUUUGUGAUUGGGGCCGUUGCCAAGGCUGUUGCUACCACGGGAACCUAUCCUCUGCAGACAGUGCAGGCCAUUCUCAGGUUUGGCCAGUAUAAGGGCGAUGGUAAGGGAGGAGCAUUUGCAAGUCUGCGAAGCAUAGUGGCUCUGCUGAUGGAUAGAAUAAAGAAACAUGGUUUCCUUGGCCUGUACAAAGGCCUGGAGGCCAAGCUGCUGCAGACGGUGCUAACGGCAGCCCUCAUGUUUGUGGUGUACGAGAAGAUCACCACAGCCACGUUUAAAGUGAUGCGCAUCAACAAGGCCAUGAAGCACUGAUGACCAUUACCCCUCUGUCCGCUUUAAUUGCUUCCCUGGGAUGUGCUUGCCAGUGGCGUAAAUAUCGACGGUGCAACCGGUGCACUGCACCGGGGCCCAGACGCCUUGAGGGACCCAUGGAGGAAGAAAAAAUAUAAUAAUCGCCUAGGGCGGCAAAUGUCUAGGGGCCGCCCUCUGGUGGCACCCUCAAUUAAUUAACUAAAUUAUACGAUUACACCGUAGUAAGCAUUUUUAUUAAUGAAAUCUGUCGUGGUGAUGAGUUUGGGGUUGGAGAGCUGAUACAGUCUGCAGAUUAUCAUUCUUUAUCCAUAGCCAAUGAGAAAUUAGCUCUAGGGGUUGGCUUUUAAUAAAAUAGUCCCUUUUGUCUUGGGAUUUUUUUUUACUAAUGUCAAUAUACAUUUAUGAUGUAAAUUGAAAGGAAAACACUCCAUGUGGUUUCUUAUUAAUAACAAACAUCAAACAAGAGUAUUUAUCCUAAUUCAACUAAAAAAUUGUUAAUUUAUUAUUUCUGUGUGUUGUCUUUUGAACUAUCUUACUGCUUCACGAGUUGUCACUCCAACGUUAACUGUUAUGUUGGGUGCAAGUCAGCCAAUGGCUUUACCCAAUUUCAUAACUAUACACUGGGUAUAGGAAAAAGACCAAAGGGUUAUGUAUUUAUGUUCUGAUCUUCUGUAAAUUCGCUCUCCUCAAAUUAUGUCUUACGUUUGGAGAGAAAAUGUUGAGUCGAUUUUUUUUACAAAAGGUAUUUCUCAUUACACCUCAGGCAACCUCAACAGUAAUAAUCAAAUAGUUAGAAAAAUUCACAUAUAAUUUAUUAUAAAAUUCAGUACACAGUCGCAUUAUGUUAUUGUAAUAUUCCACAAACCUUUUUUACUAACCCUUUCACAUUUACUGAUAUUUAAUCAUGUUAACGAAAUAAGUACAUGAAGAGUUAUUGUAAUAAUCCAUGUGCCUUUGUUAAGGUUACGUUUACUAAUGUCUUGAUGAUUGUACAAUUGUUUUGGAACAGAAACAUAUUGCUUGAGAGCCUGGGAUUAAAAGGGGAGAACCAAAGCAUACAGUGGCAUUGUUCUGUUAUUACGGUCCUGUUACCUUAAUAAAAUAAUAAUUUCAUUCUUGUGGAAGUCCACAACAUCACAUAUGACUAGUGAUGCCACAUCUAGCCACCUCUGCUAAACAGACCAACAAAUUGGUGAUCAAAGUCUCUUGGUAAUAGUAGGCUGGCAUUGACAGACAGUCUCUUGGAGGACAACCAGUUGGGUUUGACCCCCAAGGGGAGGGGCCUAGUUCGGCUGGGGUCAGUGUGGGGACCCCAUCCCCUCCACAUACCAGGGAGGGAGGAAGCAGUAGCUGGAGUCUCUGUGAACGGUGUAGGUAACGUCUUGGUGGGGGUCCCAGGAGAACAGAUGCACCACCCUGGGGGGGAAAUGAUUCACUCGCUUAAAGGACUGAUCAAUCACAGGAGGAUCAAUGCAGUGAACAUUUUAAAUGUUCCCUCUAAAAUGACUAAACAUUGUAUUUUUUAUAUUUGCAUCAUUUAUGUAUGUUUUUAUAAGGUAUGUCUUCAAGCUAAUAUAACCUGAUCUACAGUCCAACCCCAUAUCCGUCCGAUUUAUUUUCUUUGCCAAUUUUACCUGAUAAUUCUUAUCCCCUGACAUUUGAGCUAGGAUUUGGGUGAUUAUUUAGGUAUUAUGGUUCUGGCCUUCAGCACACCAAAUAUCUCUCCACACCACUGUGGCUCACCUGGGGCUGUCCUCUCUGACCACCGUCCGGACGAAGGACAGAAACUCACAGCAGAAGUUCAUACACACGGUGGGUUUCCAGCAGUUGUAUUCAUUCUGAAAUAAUGUCAUAAAACAGAAUACAGGGCCAUGAAGUUUCCAUUCUGACGUGCAGUCGAUUUAGCGCAGAGACCUUCCUAAUGAGCCAAGGUUAAAAACCAGCCAUCAAUGGGUAUGACAGGCUAGGCCAGUGUUGGGGCAGUGAUCAAGCAUCUCUAAAUAAAACCUUUUAAUUCAGUUAUAUUUAUCUUACCAUACCUCUAUAUAUCUUAUCCAAAGUGAUUAAGAAUAAACUGCUUUGAAUAAUACAUAAAGAGUGUUAGGAAUCGUGCAAGGAGUCCUACAGGUAGACUGCGGACACAAGCGAUCUAAUCAAAAACCCUUAAGCUGGGAGUCAAACACCCUAGUUGUCAAUAUAAUAUGAUCAGGCCCUGGCUGGAUCAAUCAGUACCUUGAUAAGAUGUGAAAUCUGGGAGAUGUGAAUGGU